This is a messenger RNA of Hemibagrus wyckioides, 4897 nucleotides long. It is a transcript of the gene dync1i1, whose product is annotated as dynein, cytoplasmic 1, intermediate chain 1. The transcript has 14 exons. Gene Ontology annotation, cellular component: cytoplasmic dynein complex. Gene Ontology annotation, molecular function: dynein heavy chain binding; dynein light chain binding. NCBI's taxonomy places the organism in Eukaryota, Metazoa, Chordata, Actinopteri, Siluriformes, Bagridae. The record is from RefSeq and is a predicted model, not a curated record. Bases 2708 to 4282 code for a protein of 524 amino acids. Gene Ontology annotation, biological process: transport along microtubule.
GGAAUUUCAAACCUGCAUGCUAGAGAAGUCAUUUCAUCACUAAUAGCAUCCACAUCCUGUUCUUGUUCAUCCCAUUUAUAUGUCAAUGAAGGGAUGAUUAUAUUUUCCCUUUAUUGGUAUAUUGUAGGGCAGCAUGGUGGCUUAGAGAUUAGCACUGUUGCCUCACAGCAAGAAGGUCCUGGGUUCAAAUCCCAGGUUCAAAUCCAGGGUUCGAACAGGCAGGGGCCUUUCUGUGUGGAGUUUGCAUGUUCUCCCCAUGCUUGCAUGGGUUUACUCUGGGUACCACAGCCCAAAAACAUGUACAUUAGGUUGAUUGGUAAUUCUAAAUUGCCCAUAGGAGUGAGUGUGAGUGUGUGUGGUUGUCUGUCUAUAUGUGUGGCCCUGUGAUGGACUGGCGACCUGUCCAGGGUGCCUUUCACCCAAUGUGUGCUGGGAUAGGCUCCAGCAGAUCUCCGUGACCCUAAUUAGGAAUAAAGCGGGUAUAGACGAUGAGUGAAUGAACGAUAUAUUGUACAUUUCUCUGCAUUGAUGCUAUAUGAAUGGGAAUUUAAUCUAGUUUUGCUCAGAUCAGUAUGUCCAGGUGCCAUGAUUAAGCUGUGAAUUCAAAAUCUGGUCUGAACACUGGAGCUCUUCAAAUUCCAUGUCAGACUAUCAGCUCCUUCAUAAAUAAGAUGUUUGAGAUUAGAGGAUCAUCUUUACAGUUUUUGAUACAAACUACAAUUUAUAGCUUUUAUAAUCAUAACCAGUAAACAAGUGAACAGCACUUUAAGCUUAGCCUCAGCACCAGAAGUCACACCCAUAAACUGUUGAUGAAAUUUCAGGAGUUUUAAAGUCAGCAUCUGAUUGGUUGGACACUCAUGUGUCUCACAUUAAUUUACCAUUUUUAAUGGUAAAUUAAUAAAAUAAAAGCUGUCAUGGAGUCCAAGGCCUUCUGCCGUCAGUCUAAAGGUCUGGCUAAGUGAUUUAAGAUUACAUUACAUUACUUUAUAUAUUUUUUUUUCUCUUCUCUGUUUAAACUUCUGUAAAGCUGCUUUGAGACAAUGUCCAUUGUUAAAAGCGCUAUACAAAUAAAUUUAAUUGAAUUAACCUAGAAGUUUAAAAGGCAUGAAAACCAACUGUAAUAACCAAAUUAAACUGAAGAAGGUGCCACUAGAGAUACUAAAUAAAUCUGUAAUUUGUGUGCUGAUGUCUUCACACUGUGGAGGUGUAAUUGUUUGUAUUGUGUGUGCUGGAAAGUCACUACCAACAUUUGCAUAUUUGUUCAAGCAAAUAUUUAUUUCAUCACAGUACUUAUUCACAAGGCCGUGUAGAUGCUCACGCUUUACCCAAAUUCGCCUCGGUGUGCUAGAGAGCGCUACAAAGAGGUUUUGAGCUUUGCAUGAAUCUCCAACGAAGAACACAUGAAUUAUUCAUCAAACAGAGAACAAAGAGCAAAGUACAUGAUUGGUUACAAACAUCAUGGUUAAUGUAGAUUGUGUAGUGUAAUGUAGAUCCUUCUUGUUUCUUAUAUGAAAUGGGUAAUUAUUUAUCAUCAGGAUCUUCUUUCCACAUCCCAUAAUAGUUCUUUUUCUCUCUUACCUAUCUACCAGAAAAACAAGAGUUGGAAUGUUCAAGGGUGGAUAACUGAGAUUCCUCUAUUGCUAUAUCUGCUUUGUGAUAAGAGUAUGAAACAUGCCUCUUGGCACACACACACACACCCUUGGAAGUUCUUCUCAUGUGAGCAUUAAACAACUUUUGAACAGAUGACAUUCACAGAUACAUAACACACAUCUUUAUAAAAUUCACCCUGUGUGUUAAGUAGUUACUCUCUCACGUGUGGAGCGUUCAGACCGAAAGAGACUAGAUUAGUAACGCAUAACACAAAUUCUUCCCUCUCAAAAGGUAGUCCAGGCUUUGACAGCACCAAAUUUACAGUCAUGUUUUCACUUUUUCCCCCGGCAGAGCAGUUUUGACUUUUCAGAGCUUUAAACAAUGAGCUCAUUGAAUCAGUUUGUAACUGUUUCCCAGACAGCCAUGGGAAAACAUUCCUGGAGUAAAUGUCAUAAAAAUAUAUAAUAAAGAGGCGUCUCUGUCUUUUUCUUCAUUCCUUUUUUGCCGUCUGUAGCUUGGAAUUUAUUUUUUAGAGCAAAUAUGCAGAUAUCUGGGUUUUCUUUUGUUCUUCUUCAAGAUUAGGUUAAAGUGACAAAGACAAUGACGUCUUAUGAUGGAAAAGCAGAUGGGACACUGGAGCUACUUCCAGUAUCUGUGAACAAACCAUUGAAUUUUGGGACAGUGGUGUCUGUAAUAUGAAUAAAUAUUUCAACAAUGUGGCUACAUUUCAUUUCCACUGUGGCAAAUACACAUGUAACCUGUAUUUGAUGGACUAUCAUAUUCAACAUAAAUCACAAUAGCUGAUUUUGUGUGUGUGUGUACUCUAUAUGAUAAAUUGUCAAACAAUGUCAGAAAUGAUAAUAAUUAAAACAAUUUCUCUGUUUUUUCUUUCUUUCUUUCUUUUUGUCCUCUUUAAUUUCACCAUUUUGAUCUGUUAUAUUCAUUUUCUUCCGCUGCUCUCUCCACUCUGUGGUGGACUCCAGUGCAGCCACUCCAGCUUUUAACAUGGGAUACCUGUUAUUUUCAUUAUUUAGUCCCUACCCCUCUGUCUCCCUCUUCACAAUCAGUGAGCGCUUCCAGUGACAACUGGAGCCAGGAGUCAGUGGAGGGAGGAACCAUGGCUAGGACACUGCAGUGGGACAUGGACCCCUCGGCUCUUCAGCUCCUAGCAGAAUCAGAUCACAGGUGCAAAAUGCAGAAACUUGAAGCAUCAGAGAUUGUACAGUUUGAUUACGUGCCCAAAGAACUGGUGACAUACAGUAAAGACACCCAGACUCCUGUAGCACCAAAGCUGCCUGAAGAAGAGAAGAAGGAUGAAGAAAUUCCUGUGGUCAAACCCAAACCUGAAUCUGAAGCACCUAAGGUGGAUGACAAUCAGGAGGCUGUGCAAGAAUAUCCCAAGGAGCUCACAGAGGAGGAGAAGGAGCAGAUCGUUCACUCUGAGGAUUUCUUGAUCUUCUUUAACCGUAGCAUUCGGUUGGUGGAGCGAACACUUGCUGACGACUUGGAUAUUUUCUUUGACUACAGCGGACGUAGAAUGGAAGACAGAGAGGGGGACACACAAGCUGGAUUAAAUCUGUCCUUUAACCGACAAUUCUGUGAUGAGCAAUGGUCCAAACAUCGAGUUGUCACCUGUCUGGACUGGUCACCGCAGCACUCGGAAUUGCUGAUGGCUUCAUACAACGCCAAUGAGCAUGCACCACAGGAACCAGAUGGAGUUGUGCUGGUGUGGAACAUGAAGUUUAAGAAGACAGCCCCAGAAUACAUAUUCCACUGUCAGUCCUCUGUGAUGUCAGCAGGUUUCGCAAAGUUUCAUCCAAACCUCGUAGUCGGAGGCACUUACUCUGGACAGAUUGCAUUAUGGGACAAUCGGAGCCACAGGAGAACUCCAGUACAGAGGACACCUUUAUCUGUUGCUACUCAUACCCAUCCUGUGUCCAGCAUAAACGUAGUGGGAACCCAAAACGCCAACAACCUGAUCACUGUGUCAACAGAUGGCAAGAUGUGCUCUUGGAGUUUAGAUAUGCUUUCUCAGCCACAGGACAGUAUUGAACUAUACUAUAGCAAGUCUAGGCUAGUGGCUGUGACUGGAAUGGCUUUUCCUGCUGGUGAUGUGAAUAACUUUGUGGUGGGAAGUGAAGAAGGACCAGUGUACACAGCCUCGCGGAACGGCAGUAAGGCAGGUAUUAGGGAGAUUUUCAAGGGCCACCAGGGACCAGUGACUGGCAUCAGUUGCAAUAAUGCUGAGGGCCCCAUUGAUUUCUCCCACCUGUUCACCACUUCAUCCUUUGACUGGUCUGCCAAACUCUGGUCAACUAAACAUAACAAACCACUCUACUCCUUUGAGGACAAUGUUGACUACAUCUACGACGUUAUGUGGUCUCCUGUGCACCCAGCUGUCUUCUCUACAGUGGAUGGAAUGGGUCGCUUGGACAUCUGGAACCUUAACAAAGACACAGAAGUUCCUACAGCAAGUGUGACAGUGGAGGGUUCUUGUGCUCUGAACCGGGUCAGAUUUUCACCAGAGGGCCGCGAAGUAGCAGCAGGUGACUCUGAGGGUCGAGUCUGGAUCUAUGAUGUUGGAGAGCAGUUGGCAGUGCCACAAUCAGAGGACUGGAGUCGACUCGCACAGGUUCUCGUGGAUGUUCGAGGAAACACUUAUGGAGAAGGUGCCAUGGAAGUGUCCAGCUGAGAGCGUAGAUGUGCUACAAAGGCAAAACACACAUAAAUAUAUUUAUGUUAGAACAGAUGUAAGAAUUGACUGCUAAAGUUCCAUUGUUAAAUGAACUUUUAGUUGUGUCUUCCUGUUUCUGCUUUUUUUUUUACUGUUUUUUUUUAUUCAUGUGACAAAGAAAUUAACAAAAUUAAAAAGUAAAAAGAUUCUAUAUGUGUCAGAAUAUAUUAAAUAUUUAUUGAGCUAUAAAUAAAUAUUAUGGAUAUUAAAUAUUUAUUAUCUGUAAAUCUAUUAUCACUAAUUGCUUAAAAAAAACAUCUUUGGGUUAAAAACCUGUUUAAAAAAAUAGUGCAGCAACACUGAGUGUUUACAUGAACGAAAAGUUUCAAAAUAGUUACCAAAUGUAAGUAAUGGUUUUAGGAAUGCUAUUAAAGAUAGUAUCAGGAUGCUAUUCAAGAAUUCUGUGUAUUUAUUUUAUUUAAUUAAUCCGUAACGAGUGUAGGAUGACUAGAGUCUGGGAUGAAGUGUUUUAAGUGCAAUGAUUUUAAAUGAUAUUACCUAUAUAAGUAUUAUGUUUGAUUAGUCUCAGCCUAGUUAUUUGGUGACCCUACAGAGCCAGGGCCAGAGAUUUUU